Messenger RNA from Phycomyces blakesleeanus NRRL 1555(-), 1014 nucleotides. RefSeq lists its product as hypothetical. Gene Ontology annotation, biological process: regulation of translational initiation. The record is from RefSeq and is a predicted model, not a curated record. The transcript has 4 exons. Lineage: Eukaryota; Fungi; Mucoromycota; Mucoromycetes; Mucorales; Phycomycetaceae. Gene Ontology annotation, molecular function: protein binding. Gene Ontology annotation, cellular component: cytoplasm. Bases 1 to 1014 code for a protein of 337 amino acids.
AUGUCUCUUUCCAAAGACGAAGACCGAGAAGAACAAGAAGAGGAAGUUCUAGCACUCGAGGCUAUUUUUGGACCCGAAGUAUUCCAAAAAGACAAUCAGUCUCCCGACGCAUUCAUCUACACACUCAAUCUCGAUGAAGACACGCCCGAUCUCAAGUCGCCGCGAAUCCUAGUCGUGCGAUUCUUCUUGCCUCCAACUUACCCACGAACAGACAUGCCGUUUUACGAGAUUUCUUCGGUUUAUUUCGGACAGCUCAAAGUUGAUCAAGCUAUGGUGGACGAUAUCAAUAGAGGAUUUCAAGAACUAUUUCAACCCGGACAAGUUGUCUUGUUCGAAUGGAUCAAUUGGUUGCGUGAAUAUCUAGAGUCUAAAACCCAAAAUGGCUCUGAAGAUGUGAAUAAACUUUCCGACACAUUGAGCACUACUCGUGCUGGUUUUGAUAACGAAAAAAAAGAUAAAGAGGAAAAUGAUUAUUAUGAAGAACAAGAAGAACAAGAAGAUUAUGAUGAGACAGCCAAAGAGAUGGAUAGACCUACCGUAAGAUCGUGCUCCUCAGGAUUAGCAAGUAACGAGCCAGUACCUGAGAUCCAGUCAAGCAUCGAGCCACUCGUAGACCGAAAAUCAGUGUUUGUUGCUCACGUAGCCACAGUCUACAAUGCUAGCCAAGUUAGAGCAGUUGUGUCAAAACUAUUGGAAAACAAAAAGAUUGCCAAGGCAACUCAUAAUAUUAUGGCAUAUCGAAUUGUUCUGGACGACGGAAGAAUUCUUCAGGACAACGAUGAUGAUGGAGAAACAGCUGCCGGUGGUCGCCUUAUGCAUUUAUUGCAAAUCCUUGACGUACAACAUGCAGUAGUUGUAGUUAGCAGAUGGUUUGGAGGAAUCAUGCUGGGUGCCGAUCGUUUCAAAGAUAUCAAUAAUUGUGCUCGUAAGGCUCUUGAAGAUUUUGGUCACAUCAAGGAUGACAAGCAAAACCACGAGCAUGGAAAAUCGAAAGGAAAACACAAGAAAAAAUAA